Messenger RNA from Necator americanus (New World hookworm), 288 nucleotides. RefSeq lists its product as uncharacterized. The transcript has a single exon. The coding region runs from base 1 to 288 and encodes 95 amino acids. NCBI's taxonomy places the organism in Eukaryota, Metazoa, Nematoda, Chromadorea, Rhabditida, Ancylostomatidae. The record is from RefSeq and is a predicted model, not a curated record.
AUGGCUACACUCGGGUCUCGUCGCAAGACUCCUGAGGUUGAUCUCCUGAUCUUCUUUGACAGUGUCGAGAAUGGCGGAGUCUUCGGCAGUGUGGGGGCGUCCCGAUCGGGGCUUGUCUUCGAAGUCGGUGUCUCCGCUUACGAAGCGAUCGAACCAGCGCUUGACAGUCCUGAUGGUAGUGGUGCCCUCGCCCAAUCUGCUGCUGAUGUUGGGUACUGCUCCCGCUGCUCCAAUGCCGCCACGCCAUUCAUAGAAGACGAUAGCUCGAAGUUGCUCUUGCGUAAUUGA